Anneissia japonica is the source of this 2279-nucleotide messenger RNA. RefSeq names its product deleted in malignant brain tumors 1 protein-like. The record is from RefSeq and is a predicted model, not a curated record. The transcript is spliced from 8 exons. Lineage: Eukaryota; Metazoa; Echinodermata; Crinoidea; Comatulida; Comatulidae. Bases 198 to 1502 code for a protein of 434 amino acids. Gene Ontology annotation, cellular component: membrane.
CUGGGGGCGCAAGUCAACCUGAAAACAUCGAGGUGACGUCAUGACCAAUUAUUUACCCUAUGAUUGGAAUAAAAAUAGUAGCCAUGAUUAGUGAUCAUUCGCCUGAAGAAUCUAUCUUGUGCUAGCGAAAGCUCGUGUUUCAAAUAAUUCACAAACAGUAAGUAAACCAAAAACCAUCUCAAAGACGAUCCUACAUAAUGCUUCUAACAUCGUUGAAACAUCAUAUUUUACUUACGUUUUAUGUUGUAACCAUAUUGAUUGAGGAAAAAUGUUUUUCAGCUGAAGUAAGACUUGUCGGAGGAAGUAACAACAAUAAAGGACGAGUUGAAGUAUACAUACAAGGGGAGUGGGGUACAAUAUGUGAUGAUGAUUGGGACAUAAAUGAUGCUCGAGUUGUUUGCAGACAAGUAGGCUUUGCAGAUGCCAUCUACGCUCCACAUGCAGCUUAUUUUGGAGAAGGAUCUGGAGAUAUCAUGUAUGAUGACGUUGCAUGUACAGGAAAUGAGAGCGAUAUUUCCAGUUGCCCCAACAGUGGACUUCGAUUCCACGACUGUAGUCAUUAUGAGGAUGCAAGCGUCAUCUGUACUAAAGUAAGACUUGUCGGUGGAAGUAACAUCAAUGAAGGGCGAGUUGAAGUAUACGUAGAAGGGGAGUGGGGCACAAUAUGUGAUGAUCUGUGGGACAUAACUGACGCUCGAGUUGUCUGCAGACAAGUAGGCUUUCCAGAUGCCAUCGACGCUCCACAGUCAGCUCAUUUUGGAGAAGGAUGUGGAGAUAUCAUGUAUAAUGGCGUUGCAUGUACAGGAAAUGAGAGCGAUAUUACCAGUUGCCCCAACAGUGGACUUCGAUCCCACAACUGUGUUCAUCAUGAGGAUGCAAGCGUAAUCUGUACUAGUAAAGUAAGACUUGUCGGAGGAAGUAACAACAAAGAAGGACGAGUUGAAGUAUACAUAGAAGGGGAGUGGGGUACAAUAUGUGAUGAUUCGUGGGACAUAAAUGACGCUCGAGUUGUUUGCAGACAACUAGGCUUUCCAGAUGCCAUCGACGCUCCACCGUCAGCUCAUUUUGGAGAAGGAUCUGGAGAUAUUAUGUAUGAUGACGUUGCAUGUACAGGAAAUGAGAACGAUAUUACCAGUUGCCCCAACAGUGGACUUCGAUCACACAACUGUGCUCAUUUUGAGGAUGCAAGCGUCAUCUGUACUAGCAAUAUGACGUCUACAGGUUAUAUGCCGUCCACAGUUGCUCAAACAUUCACCCCAACAGCAUGCUAUAAUAUACCAACCACAGUUGCUCAACCGACACCAAGAACAUCCACUGCUAUCUUCAAGUCAUCUGUGAAAUUGGAUAGACUUUGUCAAACUUCAAAAGGAAGCUGCAUAAGAUGUGCUAUUGCAUGCUUGAGGGCGCUGCAGUGCAAAUCGUUCCGUUAUGACGACAAAAGCUGCCACUUGAUGUCAGAUUUUACUAAUGAUGAGCAUACCAUGGGGAAUUACAAAUUGUAGAAUGAUUGUCGUGUAACGAGUUACAAGAAUCAAUAUGAAGGAACAUAUAAAUACAAAAUGCUUACGAAUAUUAUGACAUGUAGAUAUAGUAUUUAAUUAGUCCCUUACCUAUAGAAGUGGCUUUCGGGCCUUGGUUGGAGUGAUUUCAGUCAAAAAAACUUUCUUUUGGACCUUGACAAUCCUUUCAGCGAACGGUGCUUCUCCCUUUUAAUUACGGAUCUCCUCUCACUUAAUUUAUCGAUGUUUCUGAACCUUUUCGAAUCUCUUGGCAACACUCGUUGGUAAGGUCAGACUACUAAAUGUUGCAUAACGUUUCAGAUAAAUGUUAAUAGCGUAUUUAAAUUACAAAAGCGAUAUUAUUGUGUUUUUAUAUUAUUUUAUUGAAAACAAUAUUAAUAUUAAUAUUUUAUUGUUUGUUGGUGAAUUCUAAUUUUUGACAGUGUUUAAUGGACCAACUGAGAAAGUGACUUAGUUCAAUCCUUUCUCUUACUGUUGUUUCCUCCCACCUCCCAACCUUCUUGUGCUUUGUAUUCGUCUAGUUGCAUCAUUGAGAAAUAAUGAAAUGAAAUAUAAUAGCUAUACUAUAAAAUAUACUAUAUUAUACUUGACGCCAAUGAUUACAAUUAUGAUCAUAGUUUUCAAAAAUUACGAAGGUAAUACAUUGUAUACUAAGAUAGAAUCUGAUGAGCAUAUAAUUGAUUUGGAUUGGAUUUAUUCGGUGUAAACACCAAGGAUAGGCCACGAAAGUCUAGAAGAAGACAUAUUUCCAGUGGGGUC